AUGAAGGCCUUACGAGUUUCCUCUAACCCCCCGUUCACUGCGGAGAGUGUGAAUACUCUCUCACGUGCGGAGGUUUUCCAUGGAUUGUGUUCAGACACCACAACCUCCUCUGCACGGUCCUCAUUAUCAGUCUUGUCUACACGAGAGAAUGUCGCUUGGCGGGAGUUUGAUGUCAAACAGAGACGAAUAUCUCCAUUGCGGGCUCCACCGCCGUUGCCGUGCAGUUCCACCUCUCACUCUUCAUGUUCUUCUUUGCUGGAAGUUGAGGAGCAAAUGAAUAUAAUAGAUGGGAAAGGAAUAGGAAUGGAAAUGGAAAUAAAAGGAGGAAUUGACGUUGGAGAGGAGGUGAGAAAUGUUAACGACACCACAGCCCUCUCAGAUCUCAGUGAUGAGAUUCAAAAGGUGGAAGCUCGUCUUGCCGCUAUUCGUAUGGAAGAAGAGGCGUUAUGUUUAUCUAAGCGAAGUGCAUUACAUUAUAGUAGUGUACCUCGUAAUAAUAAUCCUCCUAUUACUACUAAUAAGACUAGUAUUGCACAUCCACCAGAAAUGGUAAAGAAAGAAUCUUUUACAGGUUUACGUAAUUAUUUAAAUACUACAACUUUAUCAGGUGGGGAAUCCACAUAUAAUUCUUCACUAGUCCCAUCAAGAGAAGUGAGAGAACGUUCAUGUGAAUCAAAUCCAACAGUAGUAAGUGUAGUCUCUAACCCCUCAGAUGUUGUAUUUUCUUUGGCCUCAUUUCUUCAACCCAUUCGUACAGUUGAUAUUGAAGUUUCUCCAGGAGUGUAUGAGAAACUUCAGAUUUUUGCAGAUGAUGAUAUGGAAGAGGUUGCAAAGCGUUUUAUUGCAAAACAUAAUCUUAACGAGCAGCGUGCACUUAAACCACUUUAUACAUUUUUGAGUUCCCUCAUUUCGAAAGAGAAUGAGAAGGAAAAUAAGAAGAACGAACAACAAACUAGAGCCUGUAGUGAGAUCUCCUAUCCUGUAGAAAAUAUAAAUAUUAGUGCUCCUACUAGUUCUUUCAGAAGAAUAAAUAAUGGACAAUCUUCUAUUACAGAGAAAUCAAGUAAAUCAUCUAUAUCCAAUAUGAAAAUAUCUAGAGAGAAAGGAGUAGAGGAUUAUUCCAUGAAUCCCAAGAAGAAACAACAAGAACAACAGCAACAGCAACAUCAACAUCAAUCCAUAAGAGAUACUGUAAAACCUGCUCUGAAGAGUAUGCUGAAUAGUUCAGGAACAAAAGAAAAAUCAAGAUUCUCUUGUAAAUCCAAUGAAGGAUUGGUUCAUCAUCCUACUCAAGAUCGUUAUAAUUAUCAAAAAGAACGACGGACAACAACUCCUAUAGGAAGAAGUAAUAGUCCUCGUAUUAUUCGUCGAAGCACUAGUAGUAGUAACAGCAAUAGUAAAGCACAAGAGUACCGAUAUGUAGAUCCACACACAGUACGUAAUAACAUAGAGAGAAGUAAAGUAGAAUCAUCAUCUCUAUUCAACUCUCAUCAACCUCCUGAUAUAGUGGCAGUAGAAGUACAGAAGAGUAAUGGAGAUAAUUUACAGAAACGCAAUAAAAAUACAAUAAAAGGAGAAAAGUCAACUUUUGGAAGUGCAAGGCCAUCAAGAUGUAAUUCCGUAGAAGGACGUCGAACAAUUAGUAGUGCUCGUCGUAUUCAAUCUAUAUAUGAUGUGGAGGAACCUCUUCCAACAUUUAAACCAACACUUGCUCCACGGAGUGAACAGCUGGUGGCUAAAGACACACAACGUUGUCAAACUCCUACGUAUGUACGUUUACAUGCACAGACUAUGAAGAAAGUACCUAAACAGACCAAAACAACAACAACAACAAAAAGAAGAGAAGAUUACAGAGGGAAACCACGUAUUCUUUCAAGAAGUCAAGAGAAAGUCUCACAUGAACCUGUUGGAAAUCGUUUAUAUGAACAGGCGAUUGAGCAGCAACGUAGAUUAGAGGAGAAACGACUAAAAGAGCAACAAAAGAAGGAAGAAGAGGAAUGGCGUUCUUUACUUGCCGUACCUCAAAUAAAUAAAGAAAAGAAUACCCGUGUACAUACUAAAUCUCAAUUGCAGCGUAAUGUAGAUAAGGUAAAAGUAAAACCACGAGAGGAAAGAGAAUUAGAGGCGUGUACAUUUGCACCCGCCGUAAAUCCGGCUUCUCUUCGUAUGUUUAACAUGGUUGUUCGUGGUCAAAUAAUAGAAGAUGCGGGAAUGUCAACAAAAGAAAAAGAAGAAAAAGAAGAAAAGGAGGAGGGACGUGGAAGUCGGGAUUCUCAUCGAGAGAUGAUCUCCGUAGAGGAGCGUCUUUUACUUCAGGAGGAAAAGCGACGGAAGCGACUUGAGGAUGAGAGACACUUUCGAGAGAAGUUUGAUGCCGCAACGGGGCGUCCACUCUUCCGUCCAUUUCUUGGACGAUAG
Molecule: messenger RNA, 2418 nt
Organism: Trypanosoma theileri
Lineage: Eukaryota; Euglenozoa; Kinetoplastea; Trypanosomatida; Trypanosomatidae
Exons: 1
Coding region: 1-2418 (805 amino acids)
Source: RefSeq, a predicted model, not a curated record